Molecule: messenger RNA, 1713 nt
Organism: Fusarium poae
Lineage: Eukaryota; Fungi; Ascomycota; Sordariomycetes; Hypocreales; Nectriaceae
Exons: 5
Coding region: 1-1713 (570 amino acids)
Biological process (GO): actin filament polymerization
Cellular component (GO): actin filament; cytoplasm
Molecular function (GO): microtubule binding; actin binding
Source: RefSeq, a predicted model, not a curated record
AUGCCGUCCAUUCUCAACGACGACGACAAGGAUACCGUCAAACGGUUCAUUCCUAAACAGUCCAACAAGAUCCAGGCCGUCGCUGUUGCUAGACUCUAUGUCGCCUACCCCAAUCGCUCAAAAUGGACCUAUACCGGGAUUCAGGGAGCCGUUGCGCUCGUCAAUGAUCUAGUUGGAAAUACGUACUGGAUCAAGAUGGUCGAUAUCUCGCCCACCAACCGAGGAGUGAUUUGGGACCAGGAGAUCUUCGACACAUGGAACUACAACCAGGAUCGAACUUUCUUUCAUACCUUCGAACUCGAGGAAUGCUUGGCUGGCCUGAGCUUUGUCGAUGAGAAGGAGGCCAAACAAUUCAAAAAGAAGAUGGACGAGCGAGAAAAGAACGCAAGUCGAGCCACAAAGGCAACACCCUUCGGAGGAGGAGCACAACCGUCUCAUAAGCAUGGAUUGCUGGGAGGAUUGUUCAGCCAUCGCCAUUCCACCCACCAUCCUACAGGCCCGACACCUCCGGAGUCUCCACGAAUGCCCGCAAAUUCCAUUCAACAUCACAUCAUUAACUCAACGCCCAAUCUCAACGGCCACAGACAUUCGGAGUUCUCUCUUUUGGAUGCCUUUGACCCCCUUUGGCGUGAGCACUUUGGAGCGGAUCUUCAGGACAAGGGUUUGACGGAUGACUUCAUUAAAGAGAACCAGGAGUUCAUCGUAGACUUCUUGAGGGAGGAGCAGCAGAAGGCUUCUCAACCUCACUCAACACCUCCACCUCCACCAGCACCAGCUUCACCUGCCAACGGCAACGAUGGACGAAGCUCUCGAGCUCCACCACCGCCCCCUCCUCCGCCGCCUGCUGGCCGUUCUCAAGAUGGACCUCCUGCGCCACCGGCCCCGAGAAAAGGCGGACCCCCACCUCCUCCGGCCCCGAGACGAUCUGGCAAAGCCGAGACAGCGCCGGAGCGAGCACCGUCACCUCCUCGACCAAAGUUUGGCGUUCCUCCGCCAUUGGCAGAUGCAGGCAAGUUCGCUCACUCUGAACCCCCCCGAGCUGUUCCCGCAACAUCCAAUCCUGGACCCCCUCCUCCUCCUCGACCAGCAAAGACUCCAAUGGACUCGACGAAGAACGAGAGUCACAGGUUUGGAGUCCCUCCUCCUUUCCCUGGCUCAAGGGUACCCCCGCCAACACCCAGCCGUGGAUCGGUACCAACAAGUUCAGCUCCACCACUGCCGCCUCCAAGCACUCGGCCUAUACCUCCUCCUCCGGCCGCAAGCUUUCAUCCUCCAGCUCCUCCACCGUUGCCUCCAAUAGCAAAUGGCGCACCUCCUCCACCACCGCCUCCACCACCUGGAGGUCCUGCUGCUCCUCCUCCACCACCUCCUAUGCCACCAAGCGGCGGUGCUCCUCCACCACCACCCCCGCCACCCCCAGGAGGUCCUGGUGCACCACCUCCUCCACCACCACCGAUGCCUCCCGGUGGCGGUGCCCCUGCUCUCCCCGCUGCAGGAGCCCCUGGGCGAUCUGCUGUUGAUCGCUCACAGAUCCGCGAUCGCAGUGGUGCUCAAGUUGGCGGUAGCGACGUUGGCGGAAACAGUGCCACAGCCUCAGCUGUUAGUGCUUCAGGUGGUGGCGGUGGCAUGGCUGAUGCUCUUGCGGCGGCGCUGCAGAAGAGAAAGGAAAAGGUCUCGAAGAGUGAUGAUGAAAGCGAUAACGACGAUUGGUAA